AUCUGCAGCAGCAUCACAGCCAGCCCUGCACUCACGCUGCUUUUGUGCUACAGAGAGACGAUGUGUGUUGAGCUACAUUAGACAAGGCAUUGGACACAGUAGCGAGAAUUAGCAGAGAAUAGCAGCCACCACAGCAUAGUCCCGAGCUAAAGGAUCAUCUUGUUCUGGGUCUACUACACAGCUAACCUAGUACGUAGUUAGCCAUUUUGCUAAGAAGCUAAACCGCCAUCGUAUUGAGGUUGCUUUGUAGACACUCAGCAGGCUAGCCGCAGACACCAGCGCAGAGGAAAUGAAGGACAAACAAAAGAGAAAGAAGGAGCGGACCUGGGCAGAGGCAGCUCGCAUGGUGUUGGAGAACUUCUCUGAUGCACCUAUGACUCCCAAACAAAUCCUCCAUGUCAUCCAGACCAAAGGGCUGAAGGAAAUGAGGAGUGGUACAGCUCCAUUGGCCUGCCUGGUCACCAUGCUGCACUCCCAGGUGAGAGGAGACCGAGUCAAGAACAGCAUCUUCUUCAAGCUGCCUGGACGAAUGAGCUUGUUCACUCUCAAGAAAAAUGCCCUACAGUGGACGAAGACGACAGCAGAGUCUGAUACACCAACAGAGGUUGCCAGCAGCACUGUCCACCCAGCUUCCAGCAGCAGCAACCCUGCAGCAGGCACUGGUGUGGCCCCGGACGGCCCCACUGAGGCCACUGAGCAGGAAAGCUGCGACUCCACUGAGACCACUGCUGUUGCCAGCGGAGACAAUGACGCGUCGGUGGAUGAGAGCUCGUCCAGCGCCUCCUGCUCUACAGAGCUGCAGGCUCCCAGCAGCCAGCCCCAGACCCGCCUCAGCAGGGCUGCAGGACAGCAGGGACGCACAGACACACAGCAGGCCCAGCACGCUCAACACACCCAGACUAGACUGAGCCGCUCAAGACAGUCAGGAAGGCAGAGGAAGAAAGCAGUCAUGAUGCCUCGUGUUGUCCUCACCCCUCUUAAAGUGAAUGGAGAGCAUGUCCCCUCAGGACCCAUGAAGAGGAGUCGGGGUGGGGUGGAUGUAGACUUUGAAACACCAGGCUCUAUUCUGGUCAACACCAACAUCAGAGCCCUCAUCAAUGUGCGGACCUUCUCAGCCUUCCCCACACACUCGCAGCAACAGCUACUGCAGCUGCUGCCAGAGGUGGACCGACAGAUUGGACCAGAUGGAAUGGCCAGACUGAGCAGCUCAGCUCUCAACAAUGAGUUCUUCACCCAUGCCUCUCAGAGCUGGAAAGAGAGGCUGGCAGAGGGUGAGUUCACCCAUGAGAUGCAGGUGCGUUUCCGGCAGGAAAUGGAGAAAGAGAAGAAGGUAGAGGCAUGGAAGGAAAAGUUUUUCGAAGAGUACCAUGGGCAAAAGUCUGGCCUGACGCAAGAGGAGUCUCUAAAGCUUACCAUGAGUGAAGCCAGUGAAGUUGCUGCCAGUGUGCUGGACAGUGAUGUGGCUGUUGUGGCAACUGGUGCCCCCAAAAGACGCAGCGUGGGUCGGCGGAGGAGAGACGGCAGAAUGAGGAGACGCACGCGGGCUGACCUGCGUCGUAGGGCCCGUCGGACCCUCUGCAAGGCUUCUUCUCCAGCCCUACCGUCUGCAGAAGCAGCUGAGGCCGGUGCUGCACUGGACAUCUCGGCAGUCUCUAUUGGCUCUCCCAUGUCCGACAACACGGUGGUUCAAGACGAGGUGGUGCUGCAGGCUGAGUGUGGCGUGGAGCUUCCAGCUGAGAGCUCCUCCAUAGAGCCGAAACCCUCUCCCACUCAGGAGCCAGUCACAUUGCCAGUCACCACUCCCACUCCCACUCCCACUCCCACCCCAACCCCCACCCCCACCCCUACCCCAAGCCCCAGCCCAGCCUCCACCAGCGCAAACGAAGAGCCAGAAGCUGUGGCCCGCCUGCUCACAGAGGAGGCUGCACCUGUACUGGCCUCCACCUCCUCACCUUCCUCUUCCUCCUCCUCCUCUUCUUCAUCUGCCUCCUCGCCUGUCUCCUCACCCUCCUCACCUUCUGAUAGACAGGGAGCUUUUGCUGCAGGCCUGGACUCCUCUUCAUCCUCCUCAGGAUCCUCCAGUGCGGCAGUGGCUGCUGAUCCUCUGGAUGACACAGCCUCCGUCGUCACCUCCAUCACAGGGGGAACCACCACCAGCAGCCGUGAGAGCAGCCCCUCAGCCAGCCCAGCCACUACCCCUGUACCCAGCGCUCAACUCAAGGAGCAGAAGAGAAGGCCAGAUGAGACUCAGGCCUUCUCCAGCUUCCCCGAAAAGAGGCCGCGGCUUGACGACCGUCAGUCCUUUCGUACCACAAUUGACAGUGUCCGUUCGGAGAAGCCGCAGCCGACAACAGAAGAGCCCAAGGUGCCGCCUAUCCGGAUUCAACUGUCCAGAAUCAAACCUCCCUGGGUCAAAGGUCACCCCACCUACCAGAUCUGUCCCCGGAUCGUGCCCCCCGGCGAGGGCUCGCGGCGGUCGGGGACGGGGGGCGCGCGCACCCUGGCGGACAUCAAAGCCCGCGCCCAGCAAGCCCGUGCCCAGCGCGAGGCCGCUGCUGCUGUUGCAGCCACUGCCGACAGGGCGGGGCCGGCCGGGGUCCGGCUGCGGCCUGCUGCUGGGCUACCGGAUAGCAGCAGUGGACGACGAGCACGAGAACAUCCAGGACCUAUCGAGCCCGGAGGAGGAGGAGGAGGAGGAGGAGGAGGAGGAGGUGGAGGAAAUGGAAGAAGGGGAGGUGGUGGGAUGGAGGAGCAGGGAUCGUCUUCAGGCACUAAUUCGUCUGGAACACAACUACAGCUUCUCAAUGUAGAUCCUACACCUCAGCCAUCCCCUUCCCUGUCCACUACCUCAACCUCCAUGUCCUUAGAGCCCCCGCAGACCCCAAGCCCUCCUCGAGAGGAGGCAGCUGGGAGGCCAGAGGCUGGAGAGGAUGCAGAGACAACAUCAGCCAGUGUCCAGAGCUCGUCCACCGGGGUCACAGAAAAUGCAACUGAUUCACCCUCUUCAAAGCUUGAGGUGCGUGAGCCUGCUGCAGCCCCCCCAGGGACGGCUCACCAGGGUUGUGAAAAACCCUCACUGGCCCCGACUUCCAUUCCAGAUUCCCUCCCCAGGUUUGGGGCUCAGGGUGUGGAUGUUAUUCAGACGCUGGCCAGCUCCUGUCAGCCCAAAGAGCAGGUCCAGGGGAAGGAAGCUGCACUUGGAGGUGUUAUCCAGCAUGGCUCCCAACACGUGGAGCCCCAGGAGGUGUUCUCUCAUUCAGCAGCAGAGAGACAGCAAUCAGAAGCAUCCUCUCCCCAACAAGCAGACUCCUUCAGUGGAGAGAAAGACGACGAGGCACAUAGCGACUCCACAGAAACAGCUUCCGACUGUGAAAACGACAUCCAGGAGGAUGAAGCGCCGCAGCCUGACUGGUGCCCCCAGCUGAGCAUACAAAGAAACGGCCAGCUGGUCAUCUGCAGCCCCUCUCCACAGAACCAGCAGCCGGUCAUCCAGGCCCACGUGUCCAGCCGCCAAGGUCAGACUGUCAUUCAGCCCUGCUUUCCCAAUGGCUUGCCUCACCCUCAACACAGCGAACACCAGUCCCUCCCCCCAGUCCAGUUGCAGGGGAUCAGGAACAACAACAUUGUGGUCAAAGUGGAGCCUGGAGAGGACUGCAGAGGGUCCAGACAGAGCUCCACUGAAGAGGACUGUCGAGGAGGUUUGAAGACCUCUUUCACUGCUGCAGUUGCCUCCAAGAGACUGGCCAGCUCAGCCAGGCCGGUAUCAAGCGUAGAGGCCAACAACCCUCUGGUGACUCAGCUGCUGCAGGGCAGCCUGCCUCUGGAGAAAGUUCUUCCCUCUCACUCUGCCAACAGGCUGGAGAUCAGCCGAUUGCCAGGACCACAACCUAGACCACCGGUGGCACGGACCCUAGGGCCUCGCAGCAGACCUGAGAUCUCAGCCCAGUCCCCCAGCCUUGAACUGAGUGCAGCCUCUCAGACUAACAAGUCUCCAACAGUUCACCCAGUCUCCUGUCUGAUGGAGGCCCCGGCUGGGUCGCAGUAUCAGUCCCAGCAGGCCCCCGGGGCAGUCCCGGUCAUCACAUCUCUGCCCUCCUCCUCCAGUUCCUUGUCCUCCAGGAGUAAGUCAGACCUCAGCUCUCAGAGCACGGUGGAGUCUGCAGUUAUUAAAGACCCUCAUGGUCCUCAGCCCUCUAAGGCGGUCACUCCAGACAAGCCUCAGUCAGCCCACCGAACCAUGCCUAAUGGUCCCUCUCCUCCACACGCAGACCCCUGUCCCACAGAGGUGGUGCCCACCAUUAAGAUUAACUGGCGUCCCCCCCAGUCUCAUCUCCCUCUCUCUCACCAACAGCAGCUGUCACCUGCAUCCACUGUAAAGAGUGAAGGAGGUGCGCGGCCCCCCUGCCAGGCCCUUGCCAAAUCCUCCCCCAUUAAACCCAUGAGUGUUACCAAAAAGGAGCCCGGGAGCUGCAGGGACGGCUACCUGAGCGGAGGGGCCAUGGAAGGACUCCUCAACAUGGAGAUGACUUUAGCCAGGAUGGCAAAGAAGGAACACAGCAAGGCGAGCUACUCUUCUGGCUCUCCCUCCUCCUCCUCCCCCUCCCCCUCCUCCUCUGCCUCUUCCCUUCCCUUCCAGCUGUAUGGAAAGCUCCCUAAGCAUGCUGGUGUUGGAGGGGUCAGCUACACAGCCAAUGUGUCAGUGAUGGACAACGGCAGUUUCUCCCGGAGCAUGGCGGACAGCGUGCUCCAGCUGCGCCCUCGCAUGGCCUCCAGUCAGACUACCCUCAGCAUCCAGGCCUUUACUGACAGUACGGCUGAAGAGGUGGCGCUCAAGUGCUCGUGCCGCCUCAAAGCCAUGAUCAUGUGCCAAGGCUGCGGUGCCUUUUGCCAUGACGAUUGCAUCGGGCCCUCUAAACUGUGUGUGUCAUGUCUGGUGGUCAGAUAGUAUGUGCACUUGGAACUGCUAUCUGUACUGUGUGAGCAGCAGGACUGGGUGGGCUCCACAGCCAAUAGAAGCACACAAGAGGCGCCUGACAGGCAAGAUUUGCCUUGUAUAAUAUAAUUGGUCUGUAUUUUUGUUGUUGCAGAUUUUCAGAUUUUUUUUAGCUGUACUUAUAUAUUAUUAUUAUUAUGGUUAUUGUUGUUGUUGUUAUUAAUAUUAAUUAUCAUUAUUAUAAUUGUGAAUUUCGGGCAUGGUUGAUUGUAACUUGUGCCUUUUUUGUUUUCUUUCCUCAAAAACAUUUACCUCAUCUUAUCUUGCUCCACCUGUCAUCAUUUGGUGGCCAUCAUUGUUUUGGUCCCUCGUUUCCUCAGCAGACGGGGACGUAUUGUUGUCUCUUUGCGCAAAGAAGUAUUUUUUUAACCAUUAAACUGAGUAAAUGACAUUGUUUCAUUGGUUUGUGUUUUGACUCAUUUCAUGGCUCCUUAAACACCUGUCUGUGAAGUACAGUGAACAAAUAAAGUGAUAAUUGAACAGUGC
Molecule: messenger RNA, 5479 nt
Organism: Plectropomus leopardus (leopard coralgrouper)
Lineage: Eukaryota; Metazoa; Chordata; Actinopteri; Perciformes; Serranidae
Gene: asxl1
Product: ASXL transcriptional regulator 1
Biological process (GO): positive regulation of transcription by RNA polymerase II; animal organ morphogenesis
Cellular component (GO): PR-DUB complex
Molecular function (GO): DNA binding; peroxisome proliferator activated receptor binding; chromatin binding
Source: RefSeq, a predicted model, not a curated record